Misgurnus anguillicaudatus (oriental weatherfish) is the source of this 965-nucleotide messenger RNA. Lineage: Eukaryota; Metazoa; Chordata; Actinopteri; Cypriniformes; Cobitidae. The record is from RefSeq and is a predicted model, not a curated record.
AUGGGCUUUCUGUCAAGGGAACCAGUGUCCCACUAACUACCGGGUUAGCCUACAAAAAUGCAUCAUCCUCAGCCUGUGAGUUUGUGUCGGUGCAGUCAUACUAGUUUUCAGUACUUAAACCUGCUGGUAUUAAAAUAGAUCAAAUGUGAUUUUGAACACUGACAUCUGAGUUAGGCAAUGAUCAAGUUAAUUAGGAUGUUUUGUAUUCUUAUUAGUUAAUCAGAUGCAUCACUGCAAACAUUUUCUGUUAAUGUACGCCUUCCUCUUUUUUAACAGAACACACUAGAGACAAAAGUCAACUGGUGUUUCAGAUGGAAACGACCAAUCUUGAAAAGCAUACGAUGCAGUUCAGUCUGGAUGUGUGUAACUAUUGGAGGCAUUGGUUUAGUUUCUGGCCGUUUGAUAUGUGUUCAAGCAUUAUUAAGUGCACGGUUCAAUGGAUCUGGGGCAGGAAGUACAACUUUCUGCACAAUAUGAAAGAUCAAGGAGUGCCCUUCAUUCUUCGAGACAAUAAGACAAGAGAGUAUGAAGAUGCCGGUAUGUUGCUCAACUCACCUUACAUGUCAGUGCUGAGACAGGAGAGAGACAUUGACCUCAUCAUUUCCCUGGAUUUCAGUGAGGGAGAUCCUUUUGAGACAGUGAAGAAAGCUGCUAAAAUCUGCAAGAAACAAAACAUCCCUUUCCCUGAAGUUGAUAAACCGUCUGUGGAGGACCCUAAGGACUUUUAUGUGUUUAAAGGCCAUGGAAAAGUACCGACCGUGAUCCACAUCCCUCUCUUCAACACGGUCAACUGUGGAGAUAAAAUUAAGGAGUGGAGAGAGAGAUAUGCCACAUUUCAACGUCCCUACAGUCCAGAUAUGAUUGAUCCUCUUCUGGAAGUCGCUGGCAAAAACAUCACAAACAACAAAGAGAAACUGCUGAAGGAGAUUAAAAAGAUCAUUACACAAACUGCAUGCAAGCAUUAA